Molecule: messenger RNA, 2085 nt
Organism: Trichoderma atroviride IMI 206040
Lineage: Eukaryota; Fungi; Ascomycota; Sordariomycetes; Hypocreales; Hypocreaceae
Source: RefSeq, a predicted model, not a curated record
AUCGACAGCAUCAACAACGGUAUGGCGACACUCGGAGCUGAUGCUGUUGGACUCGUCCCCGCCACCUUCAUCAUCUUCAUCUUCAUCACCGCCCUACGGCCAACAGCAGAUCGUCUUCCGCACUCGCGGCAGCGCAUCGGCCAUGCGGCACGGGCCGUCCAUGGCCGGGCCAGUGCCGUCGCUGUCUGCCUUUUCCUACCUGUCUACGAACCAAUACUUUUUCCUGCAGUACUACCUGGAGCGGCUCAGCAACGUGCUGGUCAACGCCAACAGCGAUUCCAACCCGCUCAAGUCGCUCAUCUUGCCGCGCAUCGCCUCGUCGAAUCUGCUGCUGGACGCCAUCUGCGCCACGGCGUCGUUGCACCGGUCCAGCGCAUCUGAUGCGGAUCGAUCGGCGUACUCGAAUGCGGCGACGCGGUACUACGUCCGUGUGCUGUCUGCCGUGCGCGAUUUGAUCCCCCAGGUGACCAAUUCGAGCUCAAAGUUGCUGAAACCGGGCAGCAGCGGCGGUAUAAUGAUGAUAUCCGAAGAACCAAGUCCUGGCAGCAGCAAAGGCAGUAGAGGCAGCAAGAACGGCGACAAAACCAGUAAAAAGAACCUUGACAAGAACUUUAACAGGAACAGGAACAGCAAGAACAAGAGCAAGGCGGCGGCGGGCGUCGAGGACGUUGAAACGGCUGAAAUGGCCAUCCUGGCGUCCAUUUUCCUCUGCAAGUACGAGAUUAUCAAAGACGGCGUAGAAAGCUGGCGCCUCCAUCUCAAAGGCAUCGAAUCGCUUUGCCGGUCACUAAGCGCCGACCAGACGGCUUCCAUGGCCAACACGCUGGCCUAUGUUCGCAGUUUCAUGUCGUAUCAUAAAAACAUUGCGCGCGUUACCGAAUAUGCGCCGCAUUCGACAGAGGACGAGUUUGAGCACGAGCCGUUUGAACUUGGCAAGCUGUUCCCCGUAGAUCCGUACAUGGGAUUCUCCCAGAGUCUCAUCAUUCUGCUGGGCCGGGUCAGCGAUCUGUUGGUGAUUAACACGAGAGACGGGCCAUACGAGCUGCGGCGAGAAAUAGAGACACUAUUAGAGUUGCUUUCCAGGAGAAGCUGGGACGCAGACCGCUUCGCCAUUCCCCAAGGCAUGGGCAUGUCGACGAUUGAAAACUCAACCACCAUUGCCGAGGCGUAUUAUUGUGCCGUCAUCGCCUGUAUCCAUGCCGUACUCGAAGUUGUAGCCGAGAGAGAAGCCGCAGCCGCCGCCUCUCCCAUGAUCAUGACUGAGGAACAGUUUCAGUUUGGGUCUUCUCAAUUCCAGCCUUCAUCGCAGCCCUUUAUCGACUGGGCAUCACUGCACGCCCUUCUUCCAAUGUCCAAAGCCGAUGCUCUGACCGAAUGCCUUGCCGGCAUAGCGCGGGUCCCGCUUGGAGCCCCGGAAGAAGCUGGUCUUUUGCCGCUGCUCUUCAUCGUGGCAGUCGAGACGACGCGAGAAAGUCAGGCACAGGAGGCUCUGGUGCGGGUCGAAGCUCUGGGGUGCCACAUUGGAUUGGGAAACGUGCAAUGUGCGAGCGAUUUGCUCAAGCAGGUGUGGCAGAGGCGGGCGACGCAGCCGAAUUUUCAUGAUUGGCGAGGACUAUUGGCGCAGCUGCAGUGGGAUCUCAUCAUCACUUGAAAAACUCGCAAGGUACAUGGAGCUAGUUUCUGUGAAGUGGUCCCUUGAUCAACUCUAUCUCAUUGUUCAUGACUGGCAUGAAAGAGACGUGUCGCAUUUUCAAUCUAAAAUGAUGUCUUUUGUUGCUUGACUUGUACUUUCUCGACAUCUUUGCUGUGGCUUUCCUAGCUCGUUUCACCUCGGUCUGGCGUUGUCUUUGUCCGCUAUCGCUUUGCUAUUAUUCGUUCUGGAGCUGUUUCUGGGGCUCCAUGCUUGACCAGUUUGUGAUAUCUGCAGAGUAUCUCAUGGGGCGCACAAGAUAUGGAGGAUAUGGCGUUAUGUCGUAGCUGUUGAUUGAUAGCGAAAAUGAAGAAACAUUAGCCAAAAUCGGCAAAUCCCUGAGAAUUCCAUCAUUAAAGGGCGACAAAAACCGGGGUUCUGUCACUGAGCUUUCU